This is a messenger RNA of Acanthopagrus latus (yellowfin seabream), 2134 nucleotides long. It is a transcript of the gene ccn1, whose product is annotated as cellular communication network factor 1. Gene Ontology annotation, biological process: signal transduction. Gene Ontology annotation, cellular component: extracellular region. Bases 212 to 1363 code for a protein of 383 amino acids. Lineage: Eukaryota; Metazoa; Chordata; Actinopteri; Spariformes; Sparidae. The transcript is spliced from 5 exons. The record is from RefSeq and is a predicted model, not a curated record. Gene Ontology annotation, molecular function: protein binding.
CGGACCUCAGCAGACUGCAACCGCUUUACCGAGAGCUUCACCUACUCUAAAAGGAGCCUCUCACUCUUAGAGACUACCCGCAAACAAGUCAAGAGACAGACGACUGGGAGAGGGAAUAUCUCUAAGGACUCCUCUGAAGACAGACUUUAUCCACUUUUCACACAACUGGGAACAGGAUUCCUCUUGAGGACGCUGAAGAAAUUUAUCCAAGAUGCUGAUGCUUACUGUUGUCGUUACCUUCCUUGGGAGCCUUAACUUGGUCCUCUCCUCCACCACCUCCUCCACCUCCUCCUCCUCCUCCUGCCCCUCCGUGUGUGCGGAGUGUCCGCAGGAGAUGCCCAAGUGCGCACCCGGCGUGAGCGUCGCCCUGGACGGCUGCGGCUGCUGCAAAGUUUGCGCCAGGCAGCUGAACGAGGACUGCAGCCUGACGGAGCCUUGUGACCACACUAAAGGGCUGGAGUGUAACUUUGGGGCCAGCUUUGCUGCUGCUACUACUCGUGGCAUCUGCCGAGCCAAGUCAGAGGGCAGACCCUGCGAGUACAACAGCAGGAUCUACCAGAACGGAGAGAGCUUCCAGCCCAACUGUAAACACCAGUGCACAUGCAUCGACGGGGCGGUGGGAUGCGUGCCGCUGUGCCCCCAGGAGCUCUCCCUGCCCAACCUGGGCUGUGCCAACCCCAGAUUGGUCAAGGUGGCGGGCCAGUGCUGUGAAGAGUGGGUGUGCGACGAUGGCAAGCAGACGGACAUCCUGGAGAAGAUCUUUGGCAAAGAUGUGCUGACCGAUGACCUGGAGAGAGACCUCACCAACAGGAACGAGCUCAUCACUAUUGUCAAGGGAGGACUCAAGUCCCUAGCUGCAUUCAGAGCGCAGCCCGAGGUCCACAUGUUUGACAGCCAGAAGUGCAUCGUCCAAACCACGCCCUGGUCCCAGUGCUCCAAGAGCUGUGGAACAGGCAUCUCCACCCGAGUCACCAACAACAACAGCGAGUGCAAGCUGGUCAAAGAGACGCGGAUCUGUGAAGUGCGGCCAUGCACCCAGUCACCUUACUCCAGUCUGAAGAAGGGAAAGAAGUGCAGCAGAACCAAGAAGUCCAGCCAGCCGGUGAAGUUCACCUACGCCGGCUGCUCCAGCCUGAAGAAGUACAGGCCCAAGUACUGCGGCGCCUGCGUGGACGGCCGCUGCUGCAGCCCCCACGACACCAGAACCAUCCGCGUCAAGUUCCGCUGCGAGGACGGCGAGACCUUCAACAAGAACAUCAUGAUGAUCGAGUCCUGCAAGUGCACCUACACCUGUCCCCAUGCCAACGAAGCCUCCUACCCCUUCUACCGCCUCUCCAACGACAUCCACAAGUUCAGAGACUGAUUGGUGACGAACGUCCAACAACAAAAAAAACCCCUCAGCAAGACAAAGAGGUCAUCCGCAGUACUGGCAGCCAAUGGCGGCCCAGAUGAAACACAGGGGUGUAAAUAGACUACCGAUCAACUACCAGCUUCUUGUUGUAACUAGAUUCCCAAGGAAUUGUGGGCUUACAUCAUGAGGACUUAAUGAAGUGCACUGUUUGCUGUGACUACAUCAGCAUUCUUAUCUAUGAACUGCUUCAUAUUAAUGGAGCCUGUGAAGUAGCUUCGUUAUGGAGCAAGAUGUAAUUAAUAUUUGUACAUUUAUGUUAGUCGCUGAUAUCAAUUCACUGUGUAUAUUUUGAUCCUUUUCCAUCAGACAUGACACAGACUGUAGACUUGCGUGUGUAUAUGUAGAUAUGCACAUGCGCAACUUCAAUUAGCAUACCAUCCUGUAUCUUAAGAGCAAGACACCGAAAUGUAACCUCUGGACUUGUUUGACAAGCGUGGUGGUUUCAUUCCUUCCUGACGUGGGCAUUAUUGUUCAUGUUUUGUGGCAGCUAUUGAACUCCCUUGGUGAAAAAAAAAAAAAGAAAAGAAAAAAAAAAUACAAGACAAGACAAGACAAAGCGAAACAUGUCAAAGGAUGAAUGAAUGUUUUUAUUAUUGUUAUUAAUAUUAUUUAUCAAAAAAAUGUAGCUACUUUAUUUGGAUAUUAUGUGUCAUACUGGAAUAAAUUGUAAAAUGAUUUAAUUUUAUAUGCUCCAAAUAAAACUGAUUUAUUUAUGAAAGAUGA